Molecule: messenger RNA, 1596 nt
Organism: Cinara cedri
Lineage: Eukaryota; Metazoa; Arthropoda; Insecta; Hemiptera; Aphididae
Source: the annotation of a GenBank genome assembly
GUAUUAUUUACAUUUCACUUCACUUUUCGUUCUUUUGACAUUUUGUUGCCUUUGUCUAGAGAAGCUCUAAGCGUUCGGGUUCUUUUGAAAUUUUGAAUACUAUUAGUCAACAACGGUCCAUCAGUCAUUUGCAACAAAAUAAUAAAAAUCCAAGUAAGUAUACAACUAUGUUAUGAAAUAAGCCUGUAAUUCGGGGCAUUUUAAAAGUUUCACUAGGCCCACUUAGUGAAAGUAUGUCACAAGGUUACCUAUUGAACGUCAAAUACGCAGCAGACUUCGACCGCAAAGCAUUUUGAAAAUUUAUAGAUUUUGAAACGAAUAUAAUAAUAGGUAUCCCUUCACAUUGCACUUCGGUAAGUUAAUGGCAUUUCCCACAAUUCAAACCAUGAUUGCUAUUCUUAAAAUUUACAUGCAAAACUCUGAUGCUUCAUUAUACGCCGAAUUAGUAGUUUGCAUAAGUGUAAUUAUUAUUUAUUUUUUUUUUGUAGUUGAAUUAUGGCUCGUACAAUGCAAAACGAAAUCUUGUGUACUGUCAACAAAAGGCAAUUUGGCCACCCGGAAACUGCUGCUCUCUGUGAAAUCUGUAGUCAAGAAGAACCUACUUUGCUUAUCCGCAAAUUGAUAAUCCAAGAUAAGAUCCGUAUUAUCAAAAAACGUUGCAAUGAUUUACAAAUCAAGAUUGCGGCUAUGGAAAUAUUACAUGUUUGUAUUUUAAUUAUUAAUCAUUGACAGAUACUAUACCUAGGUUACAGUUCUUUACAUGGAUACUUCAUUUCAUUACAAUUUGAAUUUAUGACUAUUAUUACUGUACCUAAUAGUCAUGUUUUUAUUUUUUUUAUAGUCAAUUUUAAGAUUGAUAUGCAAUAAUCCUCCAAUUUUCCCUGUUAUUUGUUUUCCUCCUAGUUUUUUUAUUUGAAUUUUGGUUCAUCAUUAUUUGUUGCAUAUCAUAUCAGUCAAGUAAAAAUAAAUAUAAUUUAGGUUUAAAUUUCAUUAAAUUUUUAUUUUAAUUUUAAUUAUGUAUUAAAAGAGUUCAUAAACUACUUAUGAUAUCUAGGUAUUUGAUACUUUGCUUGGUGCAUACAUUUUUACACACCCUAUUAUGCUUCCUAUAAUUUAUCCAAGCAUUCCACUAUUAAUUUAUUGGUACAUUUAAAUAGUUUUUAAUAUUUUGUUUUCCAAUAUUUUAAAUGAUAUAUUUUUUUUACUAAAUAAUUUAUUAUCAUUAUUUUUUUGAUAUUUACUAGAACUCAUUAAGAGACGUUCCAUCAGCAAGAGGCAUCCGAGAUAGAGGAGCUUAAUUUGUAUUCUACAUUAAUCUUAUUUCUUUAUAUUCAAUUAUAUGUGUUACAUUUUUUUUCAUGUUAUACACUGCACAUUUCUUUUCGGAUUAUCAUAAUAGUGAUUAUUAUAUUAAUAAUUGUAUGAAUAACAUUGUAUUCCCACUUAACUCAUAACAAUUUAUUUUUUUAUAUAAUUUAUUUUAAUAGUUUAUCUUAAAAAACUACAUAUAUUUAACCAUAACAGUUUUAUGAAAUGUUUAUGUUACUGCAUAGAAUUCAUAAUAAGAACAAUAAUAUGUUAAACUCAUGUUCGCAC